AUGACCUUCACUGUGGAGGAUCAGGCCAUUGAGGAUCUGCAGUGUGAAGAGGAGAAGGUGAAUCUGCUGACCAGAGAGAAAGCCCAGCUGCAGCUGCAGGCCGAGGAUUGUCAGUUUUUCCGUCUGUCUCCUGUCAGGAAAGAUGUAGAAUUAAACAACACCAGCAGCCGUCUGGAGGCCGAGGAGCUGCUGAAUGUCGGCCUGCAGAAGAAAAGCAAAGAGCUGCAGGUGCGCAUUGAGGAGCUGGAGGAGGAGCUGGAGGCGGAGAGAGGAUUACGAGCAAAGGUGGAGAAGCAGCGAGCGGAUCUCAGUCGUGAACUGGAGGAUCUGACAGACCGACUAGAGGAAGCAGGAGGAGCCACGGCCCUCACAGGAUCUAGCUUGGGAGAUAAUAUGGAGAUGAACAGGAAGCGUGAUCUGGAGCUGCAGCGGCUGCGGCGGGAGCUGGAUGAGUCUGCGCUGCAGGCCGAUGCAGUUUCAGCAGCGAUGCGCAAACGCCACAGCGAUGCACUGUCAGAGCUCAGCGAACAGUGCGAGAGUCUGCAGAGAACCAGAGCCAAACUGGAGAAGGAGAAACAGAGCCUGAGUCUGGAGCUGGACGAGCUCACACACACACUCGACACACUGCAGAAGAACAAGGAUGAGCUGAAGGCUAAAGCGCUGCUCAGCAGCAGUGUGUGUUCGCUGCAGCAGGAGCUGGAGGUGCUAAAGGAGCAGCUGGAGGAGGAGCAGGAGAGCAAACAGGAGCUGCAGCGGCUCGUCUCCAAACUCAACAGCGACGUCACACACUGGAGGAGCAGAUCUGAAGCGGACACUAUACAACACUGCGACGAGCUGGAGGAGACCAAGAAGAAGCUGUGUGCGCGUCUGCAGGAGGCAGAGGAGGCGGCGGAGGCCACUCAGGCCAAAUGCUGCAGUCUGGAGAAAAGCAAACAGAGACUGCAGGGAGAAGUGGAGGAGCUGUGUGCAGAUCUGGAGAAGGCCGUCAGUGUGUGUGCAGUGCUGGAGAAGAAGCAGAAGAUGCUGGAGCGUCAGCAGAGCGACUGGAAGCAGAAGAGUGAAGAUCUGCUGCUGGAGCUGGAGAACUGCAGGACGGAGAGCAGAAAACACAGCGCAGAGUUAUUCAAGAUCAGGAGCGUGUAUGAGGAGAGCAGCGAGGAGAGGGAGGCGAUGCGGAGGGAGAAUAACACACUGCAGGAGGAGAUUGCGGAUCUCACUGACCAGCUGUCAGAUGGAGGAAAGAGUGUUCAUGAGCUCCAGAAGAUGAAGAAGAAGAUUGAGAUGAAAAAAGAAGAGCUGCAGGCGUCACUGGAGGAGUCUGAGGCGGCGCUCGAGGCGGAGGAGACGAAGGUUCUGCGUCUUCAGCUGGAGGUUUCUCAGGUUAAAGCAGACCUGGAGCGCAGACUGCAGGAGAAAGAAGAAGAGUUUGAGGCCGCCAGGAAGAGCCACCAGAGGGCGCUGGAGUCUCUGCAGGCCGGUGUGGAUGUGGAGUCGAAGGCUAAAACUGAAGCCACUAGACAGAAGAAGAAGCUGGAGAGCGAUCUCGCGGAGCUAGAGCUGCAGGUGGAGCAGCAGAAGAAGAGCAACAGCGAACUGAUCAAGAGCAGCAAGAAGAUGCAGCAGCAGAUCAAGGAGCUGGAGGCGCAGCUGGAGGAGGAGUUGCGUGCGCAGGAGACGCUGCGGGAUGAACACACACUUCUGGAGCGCCGCUGCGCCCUGCUUACCGCUGAGGGAGAGGAGAAACACAACACACUGGAGAACACACACCGCGUCUGCAGGACACUGGAGACUGAGCUGCAGGAGCAGAAGGAGAAACACACACUGCUGGAGGAGCAGCUGCAGGCGGUGUUGUGUGUGAAGAGGAAGCUGGAGGUGGAUGUUCAGCAGCUGCAGCAGGAGCACGAGGAGCUGCAGAACGAGCUGAGAGCGGCCAAUGACAAGGCCAAGAAAUCAGCCUGUGAGGCGGCGCGUGUGCUGGAGCAGCUGUGUGUGCAGCAGGAACAUGUCUCUGAUCUGCAGCGUGUGAAGAAGAGUCUGGAGCUGCAGAUCAGAGACAUGAGCGGCCGACUGGAGGAAGCAGAGCAGAGCAGUGUGAGGGGGGGCAAGAAGAUCAUGCAGAAGCUGGAGGCGCGGGUGAAGGAGCUGGAGCUGGAGCUGGACGCGGAGCAGAAGAAACACUCGGAGACGAUGAAGACUCUGAGGAAGAACGAGCGGCGUCUGAAGGAGCUUCUGUUCCAGUCUGAGGAGGAGCAGAAGAACCAGCAGCGCAUGCAGGAGCAGCUGGAGCGGCUGCAGAACAAGAUGAAGAACUACAAGAGACAAGUGGAGGAGGCGGAGGAGCAGGCCAACAUGAAUCUGGCGAAGUACAGAAAGACGGUCCACGAGCUGGACGAUGCAGAAGAGCGAGCCGAUAUUGCCGAAUCUGCGCUCACUAAAAUCAGGACCAAGAACAGAGGCAGCUUCGGCAAGGGCUACUCGUCUGGUUACAGUACGCCAUAUGCCGGUCUGCUGAGGUCACCUAGUUCAGUGGGGUCAGAGGGCAGAGGUGAGAAGGUCACCGAUGAUGACGAGUCCAUCAGCUCACUCAUUCCCACAUACCUGAACUCCAUCAAGAAACUGAUGAUCGAUUAGAGCGUGCCGGAGUCAGAACAAAAGAAGCUAAACAUAUGACUCUUUUUAUUUCGUCCUGGAGUUCAGGAGGUGUGAAUCUUUUUAUCAUAUUCUGGAUUCAGAAAAGAGAAGCUAAACGUAUGAAUCAAUAAAUAGAGCCUCGAGUCAUCAAUCCUCUUUCACAUCCUGAAACUGAAAAAAGGAAAUGCAUGAAUCUUCUGAAUCUAAACAUGUAAACAAGCAUAUCUGUUCAGUGUUACAUCAUUUAUUACUAUCAAGAAAAGUUCAUCUCUGUGUAAUAUUCCCGACUUUAUUCUUAUGGCAGUUUUAUUACGGAACAGUUUUGUUGACUUUAUAAAGAAAAAUACUUUUAUAGAAUGUAAGAUUCAGAUUUAUAAGACACAAGCAUCUGUGUGGUUGCAGGUUUGCAUCUGCAAAAUAACCCUGUCAUAAGGCAGUUCCAGUAAUAACACAAAUUAUCUCUAAAGAAAAUGUUUGUAUGAGUGUUUAGAGACAUUUCGUCUUGAAAUUAUUAUCUUAAAGAGACCGCUAGAGCUGUAUUUGACAGUGUGAAUCUAUAUUCAGCUUUAAUUAUCAUCAAAUAAUUGUCUUAUUUUCAUCUUCUGUGUGUACCUUUCCCUGAAACAUCUAUUUCCUGUAUUAUUCAUAUUUCAGUUGUUAAUAAACACAUUUAGUGUCACACUUCA
Messenger RNA from Danio rerio (zebrafish), 3317 nucleotides. The record is from RefSeq and is a predicted model, not a curated record. Lineage: Eukaryota; Metazoa; Chordata; Actinopteri; Cypriniformes; Danionidae.